Messenger RNA from Arachis ipaensis, 3494 nucleotides. The record is from RefSeq and is a predicted model, not a curated record. Lineage: Eukaryota; Viridiplantae; Streptophyta; Magnoliopsida; Fabales; Fabaceae.
AUGCCUAACUUAAAGGUAUUUAUGGAACAAGUUUUAGGUGGUGGUGGAGGAGAUUCAAUUCGAGCUGGUGGGGGUGGAGGUAGAGACAACUCAGGUGGUGGUGGUGGAGGUGGUGGAGGAAGAAUUAUAAUCGGAGGUGGUGGAGGAGGAAUUUUAAUCGGAGGAGGUGGUAGUGGUAGUGGUGGUGGUGUUAAAACUGGAGGUGGUGGAGGAGGAAUUACAAUCAGAGGUGGUGGUGAAAAAAGAGGAGGAGUUAUAAUCGGAGGUGAUGGUGGUGGUGGAGGAGGUGUUAAAACUGGAGGUGGUAGAGGAGGAGGAGUUACAAUCGGAGGUGGUAGAGGAGGAAUUACAAUCGGAGGUGGUGGAGGAGGAGUUACAAUUGGAGGUGGUGGAGGAGGAAAAGUGCUAAUUGGCGGUAGUAGAGGAGGUAGAGGAGGAGAAGAAGGAGUUACAACCAGAGGUGGAGGAGGAGGAAGAGUUACAAUCGGAGAUGGUGGAGGAGGAGGAGUUACAAUCGGAGGUGGUAGUGAAGGAGGAAGAGGAGUUAUUUUAGGAGGUGAAGAAGGAGGAUUUACUUUUGGAGGUGGUGUUGGAGACAAAGAUGGAGAAGAAGGAGGAUUUGUUUUAGGUGGUAAUAUUGGAGAAAUUGGUGGAGAUGAAGGAGGUUGUGUCUUAGGAGGAGACAAAAGCGGAGUAGAAGGAGGGUUUAUUUUAGGAGGUGGUAUUGGAGACAAGGGUGGAGAAGAUGGAGGGUUUAUCUUAGGAGGUAGUAUUGGAGAAAUCGGUGGAGAUGAUGGAGGAGUCGUCCUAGGAGGCUGCAUCGGAGACAAGGGUGGAGAAGAAGGAGGGUUUGUGUUUGGAGGAUAUACUGGAGAAACAGGUGGUGAAGAAGGAGGAUUUAUUUCUGGAGGAGGUAUUGGAGACAAAGGUGGAGAAGAUGGAGGGUUUAUCUUAGGAGGUAGUAUUGGAGAAAUCGGUAGAGAUGAUGGAGGUGUUGUCCUUGGAGGCUGCAUUGGAGGCAAGGGUGGAGAAGAAGGAGGGUAUGUGUUUGGAGGAUAUACUGGAGAAACAGGUGGUGAAGAAGGAGGAUUUAUUUCUGGAGGAGGUAUUGGAGAAAAAGGUGGAGAAGACGGAGGGUUUAUCUUAGGAGGUAGUAUUGGAGAAAUCGGUGGAGAUGAUGGGGGAGUUGUCCUAGGAGGCUUCAUCGGAGAUAAAGGUGGAGAAGAAGGAGGGUAUGUGUUUGGAGGAUAUACUGGAGAAACAGGUGGUGAAGAAGGAGAAUUUCUUUCUGGAGGAGGUAUUGGAGAAAAAGGUGGAGAAGAUGGAGGGUUUAUCUUAGGAGGUAGUAUUGGAGAAAUCGGUGGAGAUAAUGGAGGAGUCGUCCUAGGAGGCUGCAUCGGAGACAAGGGUGGAGAAGGAGGGUUUGUGUUUGGAGGAUAUAUUGGAGAAACAGGUGGUGAAGAAGGAGGAUUUCUUUCUGGAGGAGGUAUUGGAGAAAAAGGUGGAGAAGAUGGAGGGUUUAUCUUAGGAGGUAGUAUUGGAGAAAUCGGUGGAGAUGAUGGAGGUGUUGUCCUUGGAGGCUGCAUUGGAGGCAAGGGUGGAGAAGAAGGAGGGUAUGUGUUUGGAGGAUAUACUGGAGAAACAGGUGGUGAAGAAGGAGGAUUUAUUUCUGGAGGAGGUAUUGGAGACAAAGGUGGAGAAGAUGGAGGGUUUAUCUUAGGAGGUAGGAUUGGAGAAAUCGGUGGAGAUGAUGGGGGAGUUGUCCUAGGAGGCUUCAUUGGGGAUAAGGGUGGAGAAGAAGGAGGGUAUGUGUUUGGAGGAUAUAUUGGAGAAACAGGUGGUGAAGAAGGAGGAUUUCUUUCUGGAGGAGGUAUUGGAGAAAAAGGUGGAGAAGAUGGAGGGUUUAUCUUAGGAGGUAGUAUUCGAGAAAUCGGUGGAGAUGAUGGAGGAGUUGUCCUAGGAGGCUGCAUUGGAGACAAAGGUGGAGAAGAAGGAGGGUAUGCGUUUGGAGGAUAUACUGGAGAAACAGGUGGUGAAAAAGGAGGAUUUAUUUCUGGAGGAGGUAUUGGAGACAAAGGUGGAGAAGAUGGAGGGUUUAUCUUAGGAGGUAGUAUUGGAGAAAUCGGUGGAGAUGAUGGAGGUGUUGUCCUUGGAGGCUGCAUUGGAGGCAAGGGUGGAGAAGAAGGAGGGUAUCUGUUUGGAGGAUAUACUGGAGAAACAGGUGGUAAAAAAGGAGGAUUUAUUUCUGGAGGAGGUAUUGGAGAAAAAGGUGGAGAAGAUGGAGGGUUUAUCUUAGGAGGUAGUAUUGGAGAAAUCGGUGGAGAUGAUGGGGGAGUUGUCCUAGGAGGCUUCAUCGGAGAUAAGGGUGGAGAAGAAGGAGGGUAUGUGUUUGGAGGAUAUACUGGAGAAACAGGUGGUGAAGAAGGAGGAUUUCUUUCUGAAGGAGGUAUUGGAGAAAAAGGUGGAGAAGAUGGAGGGUUUAUCUUAGGAGGUAGUAUUGGAGAAAUCGGUGGAGAUGAUGGAGGAGUUGUCCUAGGAGGCUGCAUUGGAGACAAGGGUGGAGAAGAAGGAGGGUAUGUGUUUGGAGGAUAUACUGGAGAAACAGGUGGUGAAGAAGGAGGAUUUAUUUCUGGAGGAGGUAUUGGAGACAAAGGUGGAGAAGAUGGAGGGUUUAUCUUAGGAGGUAGUAUUGGAGAAAUCGGUGGAGAUGAUGGAGGAGUUGUCCUAGGUGGCUGCGUUGGAGACAAGGGUGGAGAAGAAGGAGGGUAUGCGUUUGGAGGAUAUACUGGAAAAGCAGGUGGUGAAGAAGGAGGAUUUAUUUCUGGAGGAGGUAUUAGAGUCAAAGGUGGAGAAGAUGGAGGGUUUAUCUUAGGAGGUAGUAUUGGAGAAAUCGGUGGAGAUGAUGGAGGAGUUGUCUUAGGAGGCUGUAUUGGAGACAAGGGUGGCGAAGAAGGAGGGUAUGUGUCAUUUACUAGAGAAAUAGGUGGUGAAGUAGGAGGAUUUAUUUUUGAAGGAGGUAUUGGAGAAAAAAGUGGAGAAGAUGGAGGGUUUAUCUUAGGAGGUAGUGUUGGAGAAAUCGGUGGAGAUGAUGGAGGAGUUGUCUUAGGGGGCUCCAUUGGAGACAAGGGUGGAGAAGAAGAGUUUGUAUUAGGAGGUUGUACUGGAGAAAUAAAUGGUGAAGAAGAAACAUUUGUUUUUGGAGGUGAUACUGGUGACAAAGGCGGAGUGGAAGGAGGGUUUAUCUUUGGAGGUGGUGUUGAAGAAAUAGGUGGAGAUGAAGGGGGAUUUGUUUUAGGAGGCUGCGUUGGAGAUAAGGGCGGAGAAGGAGGACUUUUCUUAGGGGGUUGUUUUGGAGAAAAAGAUGGCGAAGAAGAGGUGUUUACCCUAGGAGGUGGUGGCCGAAAAUUUGGUGGUGAAGAAGGUGGAUUUGGACUAGGCGGUGGUGGUUGAGACAGAAUAGGAGGUGGUGGCGGUGGCGGUGGCGGUGGUCGAUC